AUGAUACCUCAAAAACAUAAACCCGGAAGUGAUCAAAUGUUGAAGGCAAUGCUCGCAAAUAAAGACCACGCCAAGGGUCUGUAUAUGCCACGCCCUUGUGAGUGGAUCGAUGGUAAACGUGCUGAUAUGAUUUAUGGUCCAGUGACUCCCCCAUCACAUUUGCUACCACCAGUUAUUAUAGAGGUCCAAAACGUUGUCGAUGAGUUGUAUAUGCACCGCAUUCAGAAAUACUGUAACCAUGUUUAUGAAACUUUUGAUAAUAUUAAACCAAUUGCACUGACCAUUUGCCUGAAAUCGAUAAGAGAAGUCUUUACAAAGGAUUAUUAUGAUACUGAAAAAGGUGAAUUUUUCAAACAAUUACCGUCUCAGUAUUGGGCACAGCAACAUCUUUUUUUAACUCCAUCAACCAUUGCAAACCAUCUUCACGAGCCUCUUCCUCCCAUGGUUGCGCUGGACAUCGCGAAACAACCAGUCGAUCAGGAAAUACGUUUACAUGAUGCCACUAUUGACGUUCUCAAGGAUGUUUGCACUCAAAUCAAAACACCAUUCGAAAGAAUAAUUGAAGCUAUGAAUGAAGAUGGCUCGUCGUCGAAACACGCGAUAGACUAUGCUCGUGCAGGUUUGGUGUACAUGGAUACAUGUUUGUACAAGUACCAACAGCAAUCUUCAAGCACUUCAGUAACAGCCCUUCCUCCUCCUCCAGAUCUUCCUGAUGGAGUGACUCCAAAAGCCGGAAACCAAACGGUUGAAGUACUGCAACAAAUCAAGCCACAAGAAAAAAACGUGAUAUGGAUGUAG
Messenger RNA from Mucor mucedo, 798 nucleotides. RefSeq lists its product as uncharacterized. Lineage: Eukaryota; Fungi; Mucoromycota; Mucoromycetes; Mucorales; Mucoraceae. Bases 1 to 798 code for a protein of 265 amino acids. The transcript is spliced from 3 exons. The record is from RefSeq and is a predicted model, not a curated record.